GCAAUGUUUGGAAUGAUAUCAACAGUCUAUUCACUAAAGUGAGCAUUUCAAAGGAAGGCGACUGGUGGAAUUCUCCCGUAAUGAAUUGUCAUGCAACGUAAAAGUUAUAGUAGUUUAUUGCAUCGAAGUGACUAAUCUACACUAUUUAGAUCCAUCCGAAUAAGAACUGGAAUCCAAAGCUUUUGAGGGGAAUCUUUGUACUUCGUCGUGCAUGUAGUAGGUUUUGAAACAACAUUCACCUGCGUGCAUCCAUCGUUGUCCCGUCAUCACAUGAAUUCCUUUAGCUGAUGUCCCGGUGUAGAAAUAUUAUGUCCGGACUUAGUCGAGAAAUGAUGUUUGUUCUGACAAUCAUAUUUGUCGCUGUAUCCUUGUACAGUGUCAACGGGCAAGAUUGCUCGGUGCCUAAUUUCCCUCCAGACCUGCUGACGCCCUCUAGCGAUUGCAUACCGGGCAGUUCCAUCAGCCUCGGUAGCAAUUGUAGCUAUGUUUGUGACGAAGGAUUUGAUCUGGUUGGAAACGACACAGUCCAAUGCACCCCUUCUACCCCUGUUCUGGACCUACCUACAUGCCAAGGGUCAACAACUGAUAUGGUUACGAUUACCGACAUCACACCGGAUCCCACUACAGAGUAUGGGAGUGGAAUGGGGACCUCGAUAAGAUUUGGGAGCACGACUGAAUUCUCGACAACCCCUCUCGUCACUUCUACGGACCCCUCAGUCACUGCGCCUACCACCAGAGCGAUUACCUGUCUGAUACCGUCAGUCCCGCCCGAUCUAUUGCCCUUCUCUCAGUCUGACCUCCACUGUUUGAGUGACGUCACAUUUGGUACAACCUGCAAGUAUAAGUGCGAUGAAGGAUUAUAUCUCUCCGGUGCUUCGCAGGUGACUUGCUUGAUGAACGGUAGCCUCUCUGCUCCUCUUCCCACGUGCGAAGCUGUGGUUUGUCAGCUCCCAGAUACCUUUCCAUCGUUAUUAUCAUCCUCAUCUAUUGGCUGCAUAGAAGGGGGUACAAUCAACUAUGCUGCCUUUUGCCAAAUGGAGUGCUCUAUGGGGUUUAGAUUGAUAGGAGAUCAAUCUAUAUCGUGCCAGGGGAACGGAUCCUUGUCAGGACAAUUACCCCAAUGCGAUACUGUAGAUACGUACGUUGUCUCUGCAACCUUUCCAAAUAAGACUUUUACCAGCAGCCUACGAGAUUCCACGUCUUUCGCUUUCGCUCUACUCGCUCAAGAAUUGGUUAACUAUAUUCAACCGUCGCUUCAGAAUAAUUUUUCGGAGCCAGUUUUAGUAACAGUCAACAGCUUCUCCCCUGGAAGCGUCAUUGCAGAUUUCGCCGUCGUAGUAGAUGUUGAAAACAGGAGUUCCUUUCAGAAUUUGGAAAACUUAGCGUCAAUCCAAUCUACAAUGGUCGCGAUAGCUCAGCAAGACCCGACAUAUAUGGACCCAGACUCAAUUGCGACAUUCAGUACAGUGACAUGCCCACAGGAAACUCUGAUAACACCUUAUGGAUCCACAGCAAUGUUUAACAGUGGCACUGUCAACGUCAGGGCAAACUCAACCGACGCAACAUGCCCGUACUUCACUGAGAGAGGAGGAGAGCCUAUAGAAGCCGUAUGUGUGGGAGACUACAUCCGUCCAAGUAACUGGGUUAUACCAGCGAUGAACUGUGGAAGGAACCUGACUUCUGAGGAAAUCCUGGAGAUCUUAGGAAACAUGACGAUAACAGCAGAAAACGCAGCGGUUGUCGCUGAAGAAGUUGCGGAUAUCACCGAGAUGAAUGAGAACAUUUCCACGAACGGUCUUGGUAUAAUCGCCACACUGCUCGAGGGUAUAAACUCAGUCAAUUCUACAGAGCCAGAGGUAGCUGAAUCUAUUGUAGAGAUAGCAGAUAGCAUCUUAUCUUUACCCGAUGAAACACUUGGGUCGGCAGAGGAGGAGAACAAUUCACCAAGUCGUAUAGUCCUGGCCCUCGAAGCACAGCUAGCCAUCGUAGAAGUGGAAAAUGGCAGCAGUCGUUUUGUGGAAUCUAACGUUGCCGCUGAGGUACUUGACGUCAGUCCCUCUGAUAUUAGUCAGGGUUACACAGUUAUCAUGUCUGUUACCGACGACGGAGAGAGCAUCUCUGAUCGUGACUUCAGAGUAAGCGGGGGAGACCUGACACAGGGCGCAGAAGCCACCCAAUCAGAGGCGACACUCUUUAUCCCAUCAGGUUUAGCGGAUAGCCUCCUUGGACGUAGAGGGCGUCUCGUGUUCACGACGUAUCUCAUGGCAGGUCUGUUCCAAGACGUGGGGCUUGCGCAGAUCAAUGAGGGCGAAGAAUCAUUCAAUCGAACACCCAACUCUAGGAUCAUGUCGGCGUCUGUCAACAACAUGAAAGUAGAGGACCUUGACGAACCGGUCAGGAUUUCAUUUGUCCCUCUGAAUCCAAAUGGAACCAAUGCUCAAUGUGUAUUUUGGGACUUCAAUGAAAAUGCCUGGUCUGGGCGCGGAUGCAUCCAAGUAAACAAUGACACCAAUGACAGGAUCGAAUGCGAGUGCAAUCAUCUGACAAAUUUUGGAAUUCUCAUGGAUAUCUAUGGAGGCGAGGGGCUCUCAGACGAGGCAGAUUUUAUCCUGAAGAUCAUCAGUUACAUUGGCUGUCUGAUUUCAAUAUGGGGUCUCCUGAUGACAAUCUUCACAUAUGCCACAAACAAAAAGCUUCGAGAUCGAAAACCCAAUCAAAUCCUAUUGUCGCUGUCAAGCGCUCUACUAGGCCUUUAUGUCAUCUUUCUAGUCAUGAUAUCAUUGGACCAGAGAAGAAAUGUUAGCGAGAUCUCCAUUCUCCCUUGCUCAAUCUUGGCUGCAAUUCUUCAGUAUUUCAUCCUGGCAUCUAUCUUCUGGAUGGGAGUCGAAGGUUACAACAUGUACAACCUCUUCGUGUUGGUCCUAAAUGCAUACAUGCCAAAUUUUCUAAAGAAAGCUUCGUUGGUCGCAUGGGGUUGCCCUCUGUUGAUCGUAGGAAUCACAGCCGGUGCGUCCAGGCAGUACUACUCACAGACAGAUUUCUGUUUCCCGCAAUUCUGGCCACUGAUCGGGGGUCUCCUAAUACCCAUCGGUGUCGUAAUGAUCUUCAACGUUGUCAUUUAUGUGCGUGUCCUCAUGCAACUGAACAAAACUGUCAAAGGAAAACACCUUGAUAAAACAGAGAAGCGCCAGAGAAUACGACGUUUUCAGAAUGCAGUAUGUAUCUUGACUCUGAUGGGUCUCACCUGGUCCAUUGGCUACCUAAGCGUUAUACGACCAGCCAGUGCGGUGGUGCAGGGAAUCUUCACAGUGCUCAACUCUCUGCAGGGGUACUUCAUUUUCAUGCUCUACUGCAUCAGGCAACCGCAAGUCCGCAAAAUAUGGCGUUCCCAGUUCAAAUGCUGCUUGCCGAAAUCUUUCACGGCGCCCUCUACGAUCAAUUCCGGUUCAGGGCAAACCAAUUCCAGCUCGGCGAGACCCAGGACGCAGGACGUCCGCAGAACCGCCGCUGGACUUGCUUCCAUCUCGGAAUCCAGCGGGUUUAGAGCAGAUACCGUCUUGCUACCUAUGUCGGAUCGACUUCCGACAACGUCUUAUGAUAAUGCCGAGGCUGCAGAUUGGUGAUUAUUAUUUGACUUCUAAUCGAAAAUAUCUUAAACUCUUUCAAAUUCAUUUGGUUUUGUUUAAUCAUAAGGAUUUGCAGCGCGAAACCAUUGCUUAUAUGGGAGAAAUGAAUGCUGCUACGUAUACUAUUUAAAAGAUAUAUUUCUGUCCUUUAUUUAAUUUAGAUUAUUUUACAGUGGACAAUCUCUUUUCCAUUCACAUGAUUUCUCUGAGCACGAUUCUAUAAAUGAUUCUAUUAGAGUUACCUAUUAUAUGAUUAUUAUUGCAGUAUGUACAAUAACCUAUUUGUAUCGCUUUGUACUUGCAUAUUUCGUUGUUGGAUGAUAUAAAAUCCUUGAGUAUUGAGGAAUAAAAGUUAUACUAUUUAAGAUUAUAUUAUAAAUUAUAUAAAGUUUAGUCAUAAAUCAUUUAAUGAUUAUUCAACCAUAAUCCACACCAACGCAGAUCAUGGAUUCGUCCAUAGAUUGAUGAGAAUGUGAGGCAAUAUCACACAAGCAUGCCUACCCAUGCUAACGCGGCGGUAAGAUACAGAGUCUAUCCAAAAUACUUAUCAUUAAUAUUCAUAAAAAAUCGAAGAACAAUGAAGAAAAAUUGUUUUACGUCAUUCAUGCCCUCUGGAACCUGGUUACCUCGCUCGCUAAGGUUAUGUGGGCUUUCUCCUCAAUGCAGCUAUUUAUUCAAAUGGUCAUUUGUAUUAUUUGAGUAAUUCAAAUGGUAUAUCAUUAUGAUGAUUUUUGACAUGUAAAAAUCCUAUCUAGUUUAGCAUAACCGUGUGAAAGACAUGGAAACUAUACAAAGACUGCAACGACUACCCUUAAUUAUCUUCAACAGACAAUGAUCACUACUACUAUCCUAUUGUAAAUUGCACGACGUCAAAUAAUUCAAAGAAUAGACUUUCGAAGGUUGAGAGUUUGCAUGAACUUGUACGCGAUGAAUGUGCAUGAAUUGUCUACUAGUUUAAACGCAAGUUCUUCUUAACUCUCCGCUCUUUUGACAUGAAAUAAGAUGUUUGAAGGGGAAUUGUAAAUGACAAAUAUUGAAUUAAAUAAAAAAAAAUCAAACAC
Molecule: messenger RNA, 4687 nt
Organism: Lytechinus variegatus (green sea urchin)
Lineage: Eukaryota; Metazoa; Echinodermata; Echinoidea; Temnopleuroida; Toxopneustidae
Product: adhesion G-protein coupled receptor G2-like
Exons: 18
Coding region: 288-3623 (1111 amino acids)
Biological process (GO): G protein-coupled receptor signaling pathway; cell surface receptor signaling pathway
Cellular component (GO): membrane
Molecular function (GO): G protein-coupled receptor activity
Source: RefSeq, a predicted model, not a curated record